Sinocyclocheilus grahami is the source of this 640-nucleotide messenger RNA. RefSeq names its product tubulin--tyrosine ligase-like protein 12. Gene Ontology annotation, molecular function: ATP binding. The transcript is spliced from 5 exons. The record is from RefSeq and is a predicted model, not a curated record. Gene Ontology annotation, biological process: protein modification process. The annotation marks the transcript as partial. NCBI's taxonomy places the organism in Eukaryota, Metazoa, Chordata, Actinopteri, Cypriniformes, Cyprinidae. Gene Ontology annotation, cellular component: cytoplasm.
AUCAGAUGAAGUGACGCGUGAUUUUGCAUAUGGAGAGACUGACUCUUUGGUGAGGAGAUGCCGUUUGUUAGCAUGGCUGCCUGAUAACCUUGAGGAUGUGAGUGAUGACGUCCAAGAACCGUCUGACCUUUACUAUGAAACAAUUCUGCAGGAGAACAAAGAGAAGCUUCCUAUAGACAUCCAGCUUUCCUGUGUACCAGAUGGAAAAGUGCUGAAGGUCUACACUGAGAUGAAGCAGGUUUUAGACCAUCUGAAGCAUCCACGUUUCCAGUUCACCGAAAACGAGGAAGAAGCUGACAUAAUCUGGGCCUUCUCCCAUAUCCGAGAUUAUCGAAAACUGAGUGAGGAACGGCCUCAUGUCCUACUCAACCAGUUCCCCUGUGAGACGGUGCUGACCACUAAAGACUGCCUGGCAUCUGUGGCACGGAGAGCCAGGGGAGGUCAGGGGGCUCCGUGGCUCCCUAAAACCUUUAAUUUACAGACUGAGCUCCCUCAGUUCAUCAGACAUUACCUACAGAGACAGGAGAGAGGACUGGAAAACCACUGGAUUUGCAAACCUUGGAAUCUGGCCCGCGGUCUGGACACACACAUCAUGAACAACCUCAACUACAUAAUCAGACAGCGAGAGAGCACCCCAAAG